Messenger RNA from Oncorhynchus nerka (sockeye salmon), 1042 nucleotides. It is a transcript of the gene atpsckmt, whose product is annotated as fATP synthase c subunit lysine N-methyltransferase. The transcript is spliced from 4 exons. The record is from RefSeq and is a predicted model, not a curated record. Gene Ontology annotation, molecular function: protein-lysine N-methyltransferase activity. The coding region runs from base 244 to 921 and encodes 225 amino acids. Gene Ontology annotation, cellular component: mitochondrion. Gene Ontology annotation, biological process: peptidyl-lysine trimethylation; regulation of mitochondrial ATP synthesis coupled proton transport; positive regulation of proton-transporting ATP synthase activity, rotational mechanism. Lineage: Eukaryota; Metazoa; Chordata; Actinopteri; Salmoniformes; Salmonidae.
GGUCCAGAGCGAGGUUUCGAUUCUAAUAAAGUAUUUUCACCUUUUCUGACAUUCAAAUGUCAUGUCAGUUUGCUAUUUAGUUACGUCCCACAUGUUUAAGUGUACUUCUGUUGGCUAGUCUCGUAAUUUCUAUAUGUUCUUGAAUGACGUAACUAUCAAUAAAUGUCCUUGGAUGAGUAGCUAGCUAACAGUGGGAGAAGAGGUUUCCAGCAGCUCGCGCUCAUUCAUUGAUUCAAAGUAAUCAUGGCAGAACAAAGCCUACUGGAAACUGAGGCGAUACAAUGUAACGUUAAUGCUAAAGACACCGGCUUCAAAAAACGUUUAGGACUGAUCGCAACUGGAAUUGUCGGGGGGUCAUUGGUUGCCCUUUACGCUGUUGCAGGUCCAUUUGUUGCACCUGCUUUGAGAAAGGUGUGCCUACCUUAUGUUCCCGCAACUACAGCACAGGUGGAAAAUGUCCUGAAAGUGCUGCAGGCGAGAUCUGGAUCCCUCGUGGACAUCGGAAGUGGGGAUGGAAGAAUAGUGAUAGCAGCUGCAAAGAAAGGAUUUCGAGCUGUUGGAUUUGAGUUGAAUCCAUGGUUGGUGUGGUACUCCCGUUACAGAGCUUGGAGAGCGGGUGUUCAUCAUUCUACUUCCUUCCACAUUUCAGAUUUAUGGAAGGUCAGCUUUAAUCAGUACUCGAAUGUUGUCAUAUUUGGAGUACCUCAGAUGAUGGAUAAGUUGGAGGGCAAACUGCAGACAGAACUACAGAGCACAGCUAAAGUGGUGGCCUGCCGUUUCCCUUUUCCCACCUGGGCACCCGAUGGCACCGCUGGAGAAGGAAUAGACACUGUGUGGGUAUACGAUGCAGAGUCGUUCAAAACAGGAAAGAGGAACACAUCAGGGACAUUUUGUAACUCCACAUCAGCCCCUGGGCAAUGAUGACACUACCAAUUGUGUUCAUCCCUGAAUGCCUCAGGGAUUUGUUGCUUUGAAAAUCAUUCCCAGGAUGUUAUCAAAUGUGUGAGAGUCAGUAAUAAAAAAUUGUGAUAAUUUAAGCAAA